ACAAAGAUCUGAUCGUGCACACACAUUUCCAGCAGAAAACAGAAAGAGUCCUCGAUCCUAGGAAAUAAAAUGUCAUAUUUUUGUCGUAUUGUCAUUUCUAAAAUGAAAGCUUUUCUGCAGGACCUUCUAGGAGCAUGAAACACGAACUAAAUUAAUCAAAACUAUUCUAUUUAAAGCAAAUAAAAUUAUCUGUACAAGAGGAGCUUGUUCUUCUAAAUGUGUACUGCCUACAUCCACAGUGAGCUCUGAAUCCAUGGAAAAAAAAUUGUUGCUGGGGCUCCCUGGUGUUUGUGGUGGGUAUCAGGUGCAGCCCACACAAACCUACAGACCGCCCCUGUCCAUGGACCAUUCAGACGGGAUUAAAAUCACUGCCGAUAACAGCAGCAGUUGCCUCUCCUGACGCCUGGAUACUGCGCUUAUUCCCGAAACCUGCCCAGCUCUAUCUGCCCAGCUCUAUAAGUCCACCCGGCAGCGACAGCAACGAUCCAGGCAUCUCAUACGGGAUAUUUCCAUCCUCGGUGUUGAUCCUCAGACCCGCUCUCUGCUGCUGAGAUGCCCGGCUGGCCGCUGACGGGCUGCGGGACAGAAUGAGGAUCGGCCUCGGUGUCAUCCCGCAGCCCGAACCCGCCUGCACGGGACUUCCUAGCCUUAACAACCUGAUCCGUUUCUGACCAGGAGACAUGGCUGAGGAUGUUUCGGCAUGCUUGAGGAUUUACUGACCAACAGAGAUGAGGUUUCCUUGGGAUUGACUGGAACAAUGCGAAAGGAAGUGCGGCGGAGGAUCGACAACAGGGUUUCCGAAAACCGUGAGCAGGAGAUGCUCCACAGGGCGUCUGCUGGAGUCUGUCAGCUGCAGGGAGUCAUGAAUUUACACUUUCUGCUGUAGGAUAUCACACUGUCAAGGCUGGAGCUGAUAUACUUAUUAAAUAAACAGCAUCUGAACGGUGAUGAACCCACAUCCAGAGCUGUCACUGGGACUGGGAUUUACUGGAAACCGGCACGAGUGUCUGUGGAAAACACGGAGACAUGACAUGCACAAGAAAAAAGAGGAAACGCAGCUUUGGCUUCUUUAAACCUUUUGUUUGUUAAAGGGGGUCCACGACAGCCUUCUCAGAUCACCUUUUAGACAGACUGGGGCCAUUGACACUGCUGUAUUUCUUAUUUACUGUUUGUUUCCAGCCUGUCAUUUUUAGUGGGGACAGCCAGGUGGAUCGCUGUAGCCUGUAUUUCAUGUAGACUGCAACACACGGCCUGCCUGCCUUCCUGCCUGCCAUAGAGUGGAGGACAAGCAGCCCACAGCAGGUAAGCAGCACAACAUAACUACCAUUUUGUUCAGCCCACAGGUCCCUGAUCUGCAAAAUGUCAUGCUGCCUGCCUCUGCAUCCCUGCAUGACAUUCAUUUCAGAGCUUGCUACCGUCUUCCUGGCUGCCUCUUGCAGGCCCAGACUGCCCCAGCUCUCUGGGACUGGUGUCUUUUGUCUGCCUCAGCCUCUACAGAGACAGACUGAUCAUCCAAUGCGGGGCAAAUCCUCAUAUUACAUGCAUGCUUCACAUCAGCAGUGACGCUGUGUUGUGUUGAUGAUAAAUAAUACAGGAUUUCCUCCAGCUGUAGGGCCUGGCUCUGCACUGGGACAGCCAAAUGAUUUAAUACCAUUUGGUGUAAUGUACCCCUCUGAGAGCAUAGCGCCACCUCCUGAAGAAAAAACAGGCUCAGUGCUGUGUUUUCACGUUGGACUGCAGCAGCUGGUGGCUCUCCAGUCCUUUUCAGACCUGUAGGCGCUACAUGAGGAGGCCUGAUGCUGGGCCCUGCUGUCAAAGACCAACUCUGUCUACAUCUCAUCCAGUGAGCUUUGUCGCCUCCUCCCACCAACAUCAAGCCAGAGGUAUUGGGCUGCUGUUGCUACCCAGUUCCUGACAGUGACUCUGCCCUCCGCCGCCAACCAACUUCCAGCUUUGCAAAGCCCCUCCUUCAAGACACACAGCCUCUCUCACAGUUCCCCUCAGCUACAUACACUUGUCCUUUUAAAGAAGCAAAAAUGAUUUUGAUUUGUCAAAUGAUAUAUUCUAGAAGGCUCUUCUUAAUUUUUAUAACAGCUGCAGUGAAACUCCUCUUUCACUGACCUCAGCCAAAUGGUCGAUUCAUAUGUAUUCAGACAUUUGUUGUCAUAAAGUCACAGGUUUUUAUCGUCAAAAGGCAACACCAAAAUUCACCGUUGUUUAAUUUUUGCCUUUCCUGUGAGACCACCUUUGGUUAAACCAUAAUUUACAGCCCUGCUGUAGGGGCUGCACCUUUGCACAACACAGCCCUUACCUAAAUGCUAACCUGGUAGUGCUAACAUGCAUUUAGGGACCCUAAGUAUCCUAGUUAUUAGCCUUAUCCCAUUUUUGAUCGUGUUUGGGAUUUGGUGAUUGCAUGCACACAAAAAUCUGGUUAGUUUAUCUCUCAGUACUUUCCAAAGUGACCAGAAUUUGGAUACCAGAUCAGCAUUUUGAUGCUUUUUCUAUCACAACAAUUUUUCAGUUCUUUUAUCACAAAAGGACAAAACUCAGUGUGUAUGGUCCAGAAAAAAGACACUCAUCAUCACUACUGCCAUGUUUGUUUUGUUAAUACGUCACUUUGUUGCAGAUGGUCAGCAGCUGUCAGAAACCAAGAUAAGGUGCCCCAACGCCACAGUGCCCAAUUUGCUUUUAGAGGUCUCUAAGUAGCAAAACCAGAACCCAAAAAUCAGGAUAAGGGCUACAGGAGACAUUGGGAUAUGAUGUUUGCAUGUACAAAUACAAAAAAAGGAAUACUUAGAGACUUGGAUCAAAACCAAGAUGUUGAAAUCAAUGUGAAAACAUGCUAUUUAGGGUUCCGGGUUUUGAUCAUUUUCAGGAUGCGAUGUUUGCGUGAAACAUGUAGAAACCUGUUCUACCUUUUUCAGGUGAAAUAUAUCAAUCUAUAAAUGUUACACUGCUUUUUUAGCUGAAUACCUGCUUUCAAAAUUCUUAUUUAUGCCACGUUCUCACCUUUGCAAGUGCUAUUAGCUGUUGUUUUUACCCAUGACAUGCCUGCGUUAGAGACUUGGUUCUGAUUGGUCAAAACCCAUUAACAGCAAUGAUAAAUUUGCAAAAGCAAAGGAGAUGUUGGUGACAAAAACCCUUUAUUUGAAGAGCGUAAAAGUCUACAUCAUUGGUCAAUAGCUGACGAGUCAACAGCAGCGAAAACAGCCCAAGAGAUGACCAGAAACAAGGAAUGAUUAACAACUGAGCUGAGUCAAAGAGACGUCAAAUAAAUUGAAGAAAACAGACACAAAACAACAGCCUUUGACAGGGUAUGGGCUUUUUCAGUGUGACAGGACUGGUAUAUUUAGAGUAAAAUGCCAAAAAUAAGUUAUAGGGGUAUUUUUUUUUACUUUAUCCUGGAUGAAUCUGAUGAAAUAAAGUGCAGCUGAUUCGACCCAUAAAUUGGCUAAGUAAGAGCACAUUUGCCAUGGAAAUGCCACAGACUGAGGGACUAUUUCUCAGCUGUAUAAAUAAAUCAUUCUCAGAUUUAUAAAUCACAUUUAGAUUGAUACUCAGUGUGAACUUUUUCAUAUAUUUAUAUUGGAAGAUUAUAAGCAUGAUAAUGUAUAGCAAGCCUCUGCUUCAUAUUGGGUCGUGAUUCAAUUUGGUGAAACCACCAGCAACAAACUCUACAUUAUAGUUUACCUAUAAACUUAUUUUUUAUCAAGGCUGCACUCUUUGAUUGUCUAAUCAUUGAUUACUGAAAAAAAGUAGUCACCUAGUUAGUGAAUUGCACAAUCACUGAAGAGCAAAGUGUGCUUUGCAAAUUUGCCCCCCCCCCCAAAAGGCUUGAGAGUUCUUGGGCCAAAAUCUGGUGUAUAAGACCUAAAAAGAAGGAUUAAAUAAUCAAAGACAAACUAAAUUAUUUAUUAAGCUGUGGGUGUCUUUGAGAUUGGCAUUUCUAAAAGGUAAAGUGUGUCAAAAUGGGAAUAUUUAGUGAUAUUUAGCUGUCAAAUUCUCCAUUGAAAUGCUCCCUUGCUCAUCAUCUCUAUUUGUGAAACGAUAUUAGCCUUUGAGGUCAAGAGGCUCCUGUGAUGUAUGAUAAAUAUGAUCCUCUAUUAGUCAAGUUUUUACCAUCAAAAACAUCAAUCAGUACAACAACUAUGCUUUGCUUCAUCUUCCACCUCUCAGAAAAUAGAGCAACUAAUUUGUCCAUUCUGAACUACCGUAGAGACCCCACAGUAUAAGAUGCUGGUCUUUGUGGAGACUUGCUCCAUAUGUAGAUUUGAAAUGCUCAAUCUAUGUUAAUUAUAAGAAAAUUGUUCUCAUUUAUAAUCUAAAUUUAUUUAUGAAUUUUAUAUUUAAUCUCUACCAAAGCUGUUUGGCCAAACGCUGAUAAAUAUUACACACGGCACCUUAAAAGGUUGUUCAGUUUAAAAGUAAUGACAAAUGCAGAGGGGUGAACAAUAGAUGUGAUUUUGUUGUUUGUUGAGAGACUGAUCUAGUGAUAGUCGCAGAGUGUAUCUCAUAAUCAUUUGAAAAAUGAAAAUGAAAAGUAAAGACCCUGUCUGUCAAAAUGACAGACAGCAAGGAAGUCUGACGCAACCUCUUGCUCACAGUGAAGCCCACACUGGCAGCUCUGUUAUUAUCUGAAAAUCACUUGAGACUCAAUUUACACAAAACAGAGACCAUGGUGUUCCUGUCUUAUCAUUGUAGUUAUUGAAGUCAAUCCCUGUGAUGCCAACCACCCAUCGAAUGGUGUGAAUGAAAAAGAAGCCACCGAGAGAUGCAGCGUGCUGGCAAGAAACUCAAAAAGAGUCCCAAGAACUGCUUGGUCUAAAAUUGCCCCUUGUUAAAAACUACUUAAACUUGGUUAGACAUCAGGGAGGUGAUUCAUACUUUCUGGCACCUUUGGCCAGUUAAAAAAAACAACACUUGCAUAUUAAAUAAGGCCCGAACUACACGUAUAUGGAUAUUUAUUUAUCAGGAUAUUUUUGUACCCCCGUCUAAAUAAAUGUAUCUGUCCACACGUGUUAGUUCUCAAAAAUAUCUGCGUCCACACGUAGCCUUCAAACUUAAUCCUAUCUGUUGCCGCUUAAAAAAAAUUCAGGAACAAAGCUACCUGAUUGGCCGAUGAAUCGUAACAGCGUGAUGCGUCAUGCAUUGUUUGUGGAAGCUACGCUAGUGCGUCGGGUCCAUGUGACGGACCAUGUGACCAAUAAAAGUAUUGGCCGCAGCAGACGCGUCUGUGAGCUGGCUGACUGGUGGAUGUAAUUGUAUAAAACAAGGUUCACUUGAAAGGCUGAAAUUAGCCCCAAAAGGGCAAAACAAAUGUAAAGAAUACCCUGUCUGUCCGCCAUCGUUGUUGUUGUUUUUCUUUGUAAUUCGCAUGCGCGAGCUGCGGUUUGACGUCAUCGAUCCGUAAAAGUCCAACCACACGAAUCCACUACAGAUACGGGAUACGGAUAUUUUUUUAUUUCUCCACUUGUUUUUCCGGAUUCAGAUUUAUCCGGUUUGAGUGCUCCAAACUCCCGUUUUGGUGUGGUAGGGAGGCCUAAUCGGACAUAAAUAUUUUGAAAUAUAUCCACAUUCGUGUAGUUCGGGCCUAAGUCUGCUGAUGACCAUGUUUCCUUCAUAGUUCAAACAUUUUUCUCAUUUUCUAAAGCCUGCUAUGUGAGGUUGCUCUGAUUGGCAAUAGUUUAUUUUUCCUGCCUCUAUUAUUCUUGUAUAUUCCUUUUUACUGGUUUUACUGCCUCAGCUUGAACUUCUUAUUUAUGGCUACAUCCAGCUCUAGUAACGGAUAACUAUUCAAUAUGUAGCACAAAAAAAUCAUGGAUUGAUACACAAGUCUAGCAUAAAAUAUUACCCUCCCAUCAAUAUUCUUUCUUAUUUUGAUACUCUGCAACAUUUGAUGGUGAAGUUCAGAAGUCCACAUUCCCUCUGAACUUUAUGUGGCUCUUUUAAUCUAUUGAGUCAGACUGAGUUCAACAUGAUAUAAAUGUUAGUAGAAAUUGCAUCAGCUGUCAAAAGUACUAAUGCAUGUAUAUACAGGGCAAACAGGUCUGGUAUUUGGAUGGUUACUAUAUGCUUGCUACAUUUAAUGUGUUUUAGCUGUUUUUUAAAAGGAAACUCACAUCACCCUUCUGUUUUAACUAACCAAAACCCCUUUUAUAAAAUCUUGAUUUGACAUAAGAAUUACUUUAAAAACUCAACAUAUUGUUGUAAAGAACUCCCAUAAACCACCAAAAAUGUAAUCUCUGAAGUAUUUGUUUGCAAAAAAGUUCAAAGAUUUCCUCAUUGGAGUGUAAGAAGUCCAUUGUUUAUGUUUCAUCCUGUUAGUUACUUCAUUGGAUGAUUAAAACUAAUUCUUUGUCUCUUCACUUAGGGUUCAGGAGGUGUGACGACGUAUCGCAGAGGGACCCUGCUCAAAAUGGAGCGAUGUGGACUGAUGUGUUCCUACUCCUUGUGAACUGCGUAAAGGAAGCAACCACGAGGACGAAGGAUCAAUCAGCAGGCGGAGGAGGUGGUGGGGGAGUGGUGUCAAGAGAAAAGGUGGUAUGGCUGGGGGUUCAUUUGGAAUGGCGAAUGGAAACGAAAGCAGCGAGGGGCCUGCUGGGCCCAUGGCGGCAGUGGUGGCAACUGCAGGAGGUGUUGUAGCAGAUAGUUCUUCUUCAGCUGUCUCCACCUAUAUUAAGCUGGUGCUGCUGGGGCUGAUCAUCUGCAUCAGCCUCGUAGGUAACCUGGUGGUGUCUCUGCUUGUACUGCGGGAUCGGGCCCUGCACAAAGCACCUUACUACUUCCUGCUGGACCUGUGUCUGGCGGACACCAUCCGCUCAGCCAUCUGCUUCCCUUUUGUCUUGGUGUCCAUUAAGAACGGUUCAGCCUGGACUUACAGCGUGUUGAGCUGCAAGGUGGUGGCAUUCAUGGCAGUGCUUUUCUGCUUCCACGCUGCCUUCAUGCUGUUCUGCAUCAGUGUAACGCGCUACAUGGCCAUCGCACACCACCGCUUUUACUCCAAGCGUAUGACGUUUUGGACAUGUGUGGCAGUGGUGUGCAUGGUCUGGACACUGUCAGUUGCAAUGGCUUUUCCCCCUGUUUUUGAUGUGGGCACCUACAAAUUCAUCCGAGAAGAGGACCAGUGCAUCUUUGAGCACAGGUACUUCAAGGCUAAUGAUACUCUAGGCUUCAUGCUAAUGCUGGCCGUACUCAUCCUAGCCACACAUGUUGUGUACAUGAAGUUACUCCUCUUUGAGUACAAGCACCGCAAGAUGAAGCCAGUCCAGAUGGUGCCGGCCAUCAGUCAGAACUGGACCUUUCAUGGGCCGGGUGCCACUGGCCAAGCAGCAGCAAACUGGAUCGCAGGCUUUGGCAGGGGCCCGAUGCCGCCAACUCUGCUGGGAAUCCGGCAGAACUUGCACAACCAGAACCGGCGCCUGUUGGGCAUGGAGGAGUUCAAAGCAGAGAAGCAGCUUGGCAGGAUGUUUUACGUGAUCACCCUGCUGUUCCUGGUGCUCUGGUCUCCCUACAUAGUGGCUUGUUACUGGAGGGUUUUUGUCAAGGCUUGCACAAUACCACACCGGUACCUCUCCACCACAGUGUGGAUGAGUUUUGCCCAAGCCGGGGUCAACCCUAUCGUCUGUUUCUUCCUGAACAAAGACUUGAAGAAAGGGCUCCUUUCCCACCUACCAGCCUGCUGCAGGACUAAACCUCAUCUGCCACGAGAGCCUUAUUGUGUCAUGUAAACAGAGAUGAUCUUAAAAUUGAGGAAAACCAAGGGGCAGCCAGUAGAGGGAGUGUUUAGGGAGUGUUUGCUGGAGUUAUUUUGGAGAUUGAUUCAAUGCGAGCCACAUUUAGAUGAGGGUGUAAACUGUGUAGUCUCAUGGUAAAAACUCUGUAAUGGUUAGCAUGUUUUCAUCUACCAAACCAUUUGUCACACAAGCAACAGUGUAAAUGGAGUCAGACCCUUACUUUUCAUAAGAAAUAACUUAACAGCAAAUCAGAGAAGUAUUAAUGCAGUCAUAGUGGAAACCAAACCAGACAAACAACCUACAACAACUUAUAUAUUUACAAAAAAUGUCAAAAAUGGCCCAUAGGGGAAAGGAUAGAAACGAUGGGUCUUUUUUGUUGGUUUGGCGAGGAGUCUUUUAAAUCGAAACUUUUGAAUAUGGUGCAUUCGUUCAGUAACCCAAAUGAAAAUUACUUUAGUGAGAGACUUAAAUCAGCAGUCCAGUCAAAUUCAAACAUGACAUAUUGCCUUUUGUGGUCAACAUAUUUAGUGCCCGACAAGUUAUUUAAGCCUUCAUGAAAACGUAAUUUAGAUUUUCCAAUGCAACAUAAUAUCCAGAUGUUAUGUCUGUCUUUCAUAAUCAAUAACUCUUUCAUAAUCAAUAAUUGCACUGCAGCAAGAAAUUUCUUUUAAAUCCAAAUUCAUGUAAUACAAAGGCUCCCUGUACAGUGACUACUGUUUUUUUUUUUCAAGGAUUAUUUGUUUGGGAGUAAGGGAGAUGUUUCAAACCAUUUCAGAGAAACACAGACUCUUUACAAACACUCGCCAAAUAAAGAAAAAACUUGCUGUUCGUGUGUCUGGCAUUGACACAUCAGUCACAAACACACCAGCUUUUAUGUUCAUGAACGUGUAUUUUCCAUGGUUUCAUCUGGGCUCAAAAAGUAUCCUCACCUUUUCCUUUUUUUCUAAUUUACAUCAAUGUUAAACACAGACCAGUACUUUACAGUGCUUGCAGAAUAUUUAUCACUAAAAUAUGUUUGUAUUUCUGUGCAUCCUUUAAUGAUGUAAAACACUUUUAGAUGUAGUUGUGGAGAUUUCUGGUUCACAGUUAUUUGAGCUCAAGCUCAGUGCCCAGUUACAUAAAAUAUUUCUUCCGCUCCACACCCCAUGUACUAAGGCCGUAGCCACUGUAGAUGCAGGAAAUGCCCAUUUGCUGUAUGUUAUUUUUCUACUCACUGCUCCCCAUAUUUCCUGUUUCACAUUAGUUGCCCCAAAAAUACCCAAAAUGUGCUCUAAAAAGCUGAGUAUACUUCUUUCCUGAGUGCUGAAAGUUCAAGUUGUUGGGAGUAAAGAUCCCCAGUGGUGAGGAUAAAAUACUUGACAUCACUUCUCUGUGGCUUUUUAGUAAAUUUUCAUUCCAGUAUCAGACUAUUUAGGAGAUUCAAAUAGAUACACAAAGUUGUGCUCAAAAACAACCAUAAGGAAAUAAACAAGCGGAAUUUUUAGGUAAUUUGACAACAUCAUCCUCGAUGUCCACAAGGCAUUUCUCAUUAGCAGACGCCAAAUGCAACCUGCUGUGAUGUUCAGACAUCUCUUCGUGCCCAGUCUUUUUCUAACAGACCACCUUGCUUUUCUGGAGCAUGAAAUUCCCUUUUGAAUGUAUGUAAAUGGCUGCAUUUGUUAAAUGUUGAAUUUCAGAUUCAUAUUUAAUGAGUCAUUUUAAUUUUUAACGCACUCUGUGUAAAAACUACAAAAUUAGCUUUUCUUGUUUGAAGCCUCUGGAGUAAAAGAAGAAAUGCUCUGAAUUUACUCCUGCUGCUAUACAAACUUCAGUAGUGUCAAAACCAGUGAAAUCUAUCAGAAAUGCAGUUGCCAAUUUGACACCACCCUUUUUAUGCCUCUAGUUUUGCACUUUUGGACUCAGGAGGCACCCAGAACCUACAGCAAACUCUGCUUUUUGCUAUUUUCUGGGACUAAAAUUCACAAAACAAAUGUGGUGAUUAAAAAAAUGACUAGAAACCAGAGAUUGAGACUUACAAGCAAAUAAAAAAUUAUGAAGCCGAAGUAGGCUCAGUUACUCAUUGACUACACUCCCAUCUGAUGUCUUAUGACCACUGGAAACCAACAAGUCUGAGGCACUUGUGUGUCUCUUUUGAAGCCAUUUGAUUGAGUCUACUUUGAAUAUGGUGUUAAAAACCUCUGACAUUUCAUUUGGAGGUGUUGGCAUAUCUUUUAGAAGUAUUUAUCUCUAGCCAGCUACUUAAAGUGGGGAUGAAGUAUUUCUAGAUAAAAUUCAGAAAGUCAGUGCAGGAGCUUCUUGGCAGAUUGUCAUUCUGUUUGUCAAAGAUGCAAACUUCCAUCUGUGCCAGUCAUGGUUCCCUAUGUCUCUGCUCGCUUGUACAACAGAAAACAAACAUUAAGACACUGAAUAAGACUUUGAGUACAUUUACAAAUACUCAAAAGUAAUACCUGAAUACAUGCUUUACAAAGCAAAGCUGUUCAAGUAUUUAUUCUCUCGAGACUUUGUAACUGGGCACUGACAACACAUCAUCUCUCAAUCUUUAAAGCCAAAUCUGCUCCAUGUUUGUUAAGAGAAGUAUCAACCAAAGCACAGGUCAGACUGUCUCCUCUUUAGUAGGACAGAAGCUUUAGAUCAAGAUUGCUAACAUCCAUAAUCUCAGUUCAGAGUCAAGCAGUUUUAUCUGACGUCUCCUGGGCUUGAUCAUACACUUUGGUGUUAUUGCUGGAAAACAAGCCUUAAUAAGUUUUCACCCUUUUCAAAAUGCUGAAGUUAAUGGAUACAAACAGUAAGCUAAAUUUAUUUAUGAAAUAAAAAUGGCGAGAUACAGAGUUGAAAUAUGCCCAAGGUGAUUACUGGAUAUACUAUGGUCAAAAUUAUGAGAUAACUUAAACAUUUUAACAGCUUUAGUUUCAUUAAAAAAAUGUCAAACUAGUGACUUGUAUAAAAUAUUCCCUAAGAUUUAUGAAAGGAUAAAUUCCUAAAAUGGAGAGUUGUGGCAGUAACUUGUUUUGUCAUGACUAAGGAUGUACACGUUUAGUGAUAACUAAACAACACCAGAUUUACUGGUAGGUUAACUGAAUCAGUAUUUUUGUCAUUGAGGGUUUGAAAUGUCAAAUGCUGCGUUUAAGCUAAAGUGCAGCCACCUACCAUCGACUGGCCUGGUCUGUAGCUUAAAAAAAUUCCAUAAUCCUUUCCUACCUGGAUGUAAACAAGCACAGAUGACAUCUCAUAGCGCGAUAUGGUUUGACAACAUUUAAGGCUAGAGAAUAGAGAUAAAAUCAUGUAGGCGGUGUCUGCUUAAACUGACAUUUAACCAUCUGACUAAAUCAAUCUGUAACCAGCUCAGGCAUGUGGACGUUAACCUGUAAGAAGAAAUGAAAGCUGGUGGUGCUAGCUCUGCUAAUGUUAGCCACACUCUAUAGUCCAAUUUGGUAUGGUUUACCCGGUUACUGUUUUGCAGAGUUGAAAAUUGCUCUGUUUGACUGUUUUCUAAUUUGUUUUCUUACAUUAAACAAGCUUGAAUUUAAUUUUCUGUUUAAAUGACAUAGAAAUUAGUCACUUUAGAAUAUCCCUAGUCAUGACACUGCAAAAACCUAUGUAGUUUUAUUGUGAAAGAGAGUUGGGUUGUUGGACACAAAAUCCUACUAAACUCUUUGAACCAGACUUCAACAUUAUGAGGUAAAUCAGAUGUUCAUUUGAACUAGACAUGAUCCAGUACAUUUAAGUCAUCAUCCUCACUUAACACUGAGUACUGAAGGUAUGAGAUUGCAGUAGAAGGAAGAUCUGCUGCUUUAUUUUUGCACAAAUCAUGAUAAAUCGAUUACCUGUGCAUCUAUCUUGCUACCCUGUGGGAAUGAACUGUAACUUGAAGUGGAAUUUAGGCGGAAGGAAAGGGCAGGGCACAGAGAUUGUAAUUUGUCAGUGAAUGUCUGAAAGGAUGACAAAGUCAGUGCUUCAGAUGAAGGUGAAAUGAGCGAGUGUGUUUGCAGAGUUUGAGGUGCCCCUGUGCAGUGGCAUAUUUGAAACACCCGACGACAGCAUGCCACAGAGAAUCUUGUUUUUGAUUUUAAGAAUUAUGGCCUUACUCCAUGAAAAACCAAUGCAACAAAGAGUAGACAAAUGUGUCUCUUCUGUGUGCGCUGAAGUUACAGGAGGAAACUGAACACUGUGGACACUUGUGACAUUUUGGAAGACUUGUUGCUCUUCCCAUCAAAACCUGGAAGAACUGAGGUCAUGGACAGAUAAGGGAAUAUGAAGUGGACUUUUCUACCGCAGACUGAUGAUGGGGGCAAAAACCGCUGUAGGUUUUUGUUGGAUUGUUUUUGUGUUUUAAUAUUUUCUCUUGGAAAUCAACGUGAACAUGAAGGAAAAAUGACCAGUCUUUCCAUUUUCAUUUGUGGGACAAAGCCAGAGAACUGUUUGGAUCCCAAGUCGAUGCUGGAGAGGCCUGACCAUGCUUUUUUAGUUGCCUCAGGCAGAUUAUCUUUUGUAAAUUAACUGUGACCUCUGUACUAUUUAGUGUGUAUAAUAUUGACAGCAAACCAACUUUGAAAUGCAACGGAAGAGAUCCUCAUCAUCGUAUUUUUACUAUGUGUGUGUGUGUGUGCAAGAGGAUGAGUGUGUGAGUGAGUGUUUCUAUUGGCAGGUUUGACUGUGUGAAUGUGGAGGAUGUUGGUAACAUGAAUGAACCAGGAGGGAAAAUACUGAUCAAACACAUUUUGCAUCUUGAAGAAAUCAUUCCUGCAAAUGCUUCCUCAGUAUUUCUCAUGUCAGCCCUUUUCCUCACACAGAGAUCUGAAUGUGUUUCCAAACCAAUGACGUUUACUCAAAGUCCCUUUUGUACAACAUGUGGAUAAGAGUUUGUUGACUGGGUUCUCCUUUUUUAAAAAUAGGUUGAUGGAGGUUAAAAAAAGCUUGAUAUAAAGCUUCAGCUACCUUCUGAAUGUUUCUUUGAAGAGUUGAUGCAAAGUAAGUGUAAAAGUUUGAAUUUUCAUUGCAAAAAAAAAAAAGAAAAAUAGCGGUUUCACCUUAUUUCACCUGGAAGUUUCACUGUAAUACUAAAUCAGCCCUGGAUUUAUGAAACGCCCCAGAUUAGUCAGUUUGGGUUGUCUCCAUCAGUCAUUUUUACAUCCUGAGCAGUCAUGUGGCCAGACAAGUUGGAAACAAAGUUGCUUGCUGGAAAUCAAAUGUGUGUCGGAAACGUCUGCUUUGAAUCGCAAGCUCAUGGUAACGCCGUGCAGAGCUGUGUACAGCUGUGCUCAAGAGGUGUGAAGUAAAGCUGUAAGACUCAGCUGUAUGUCCGUUUACAGUUUCUCCAUAAGAGAGCAGAAUCUAAAGAAUAGACUGAUUUUUUUAGACAAACACUCUAGUUUCUCUUUUAAAUUGUAGUUUAUUUUUAACUGGUUCUGUUUUGAAGGUAUGCACGACAGUCACCCUAAUAAAACAGAAAAAAAUGGGGUUUUCGUUAUCCAGAAUGGAACCACAGAACCUCCUUUAACACCAUCUGCAAAAUAUGGCAAUCUCCUCUCAUUAUACGUCUGCUUUUGAAUGCAGAUUACAUCUGAUGGUAGAUUCCUUAUACCAAGUCCAGUGCUAGUUUUCUCGCCUCUCACAUCACUGCUGUUGGACUUGGAUUAACAGGCACUGCACAAAGGGGACUUCUUGACCCAGAUACCAUGUUGCUAUUACUGCUAGUCAUUUACUUGUUGGUUUUACCAAAGCUAGAGAAGGUUGUCCACAAAAUAACUUGAACUGCCAUCAGAUCAAGCCAAUGGGCUCCAAGAGCAAACUGGUCAAGCUUUUAUCUUCGUUUCCAAAAGGAUAAAAAUGAUUAGUUGCAAUUUCGGAAGCUUCAAAUUCAAAAUUGUUGAAGUUGAAAUAAAUUGAAUUUGUUGGCUUUGCACUCCUGCAAAAAAGAGCCACAAACCAGUUUUAUGAGUUAAUGUAUAAAUCAGUUCUUGGUUGUUUCAGCCUGAAAGUCACAAAAAUUUGACUUUAUAUGCUGACUCUGAAUUUUUGUUGACAGUGUCUUAAGUGCAGCAAACUGUCUAUAGAGGUUGUUUUUUAGAUUCAUUGCUGUUCUUGAAACAGUGUCCAUGAAAUGAGAGAGGAAUGAUUGGUCAAGAUAUCAAGUGAAUAAUGUCUACACAAAGAAUCAGGGUUUUCCAAAAAAUAUUAAAAAUAAGUUAAAAAAAAAUAGUCAGUGUGACUUCAAGUGUAAUGUAUUCACAUCUUCCUUUAUGGCAUCAACCAUUAGCAAUUGUCUUGACUGAAGAACUCAAGGAUUACAGACAUCUAUCUUGAACUUUUGAAGUUCAUGAACGCACCAAAAAGAGCACAUACAAAAUCUGCAUCAUUUUGCAUAUGGUCAGUGUAGUUUACAAACCCACUUACAGCCUGGAUUUCUUUACCUAGCUGAUGUUUGUGGAUGUUUAUUUAGUACAAUAAAGAUAUCGCGUUUUUGGUCCACCUGUCCAGGAAACAUCAGGAGAAGCUGUUGUUGAUGUUCACUCCUUGUUUCCAGCCUGUCUGAUCACUGUACUGCCAGUUAAAAUUACAAAGACAUAAAAACCCAAUCUGAAAUCGAGUCACACCAAAAAUGAAUGGAGUCUUCAUAGAGAUGAUUACAGCAUUUAUAGACAACAUUCAGUCAUAUUAUUGAAUUUCCCUUUGGGCGUCAAUAAAGUUUUUCUUAUCUUAUGACAAGCUAAUUUGUGUCAGAAUACCAAGACGUUUUUCCCUCUGCAGGUUUUAUUUUACCGAUAAAUUUGAUUAAACAAAGGCUUAGACAAGUGAAUGUCCAAUUCAGUCUUUGGUGAGAGUAAAAAGAGGUCACAUUCAUCACAGCAGUGAUCAUCAGCAUAGCUGUAGGGGAAACUCAAAAUAUUAUGUUGUCUGAGAGAGGUUGAACUUUUCAGGUUUAUUAUUAUUCAUUUGAAUUUAAAAGUAAAAUAUAAAAUGUUGAAGGUUUCAAAGAAAAAUCUCAUCUCAGUGCAUCCUGUCCAAGUCAAAAGAUAAAUACCAAAAGGUUUGAAGUUUGGAAGGACGUGAAGGGGAUUUUCUUCUGACUGCUGAAAAUCAUAGAGAUGAGUCAGAUGCUGCGGUUUCCCUUUGAUCUGUAUUAUUAAAAAAAAGUGGUUGAGCUAUUACGCAUGUCUGGCGAUUUCUGAUUUCUGUUGUUGGUUUUGUAAUGAAAAUAAAUUUCAAUUGAAAUGAUCAGGACAUUAUUAUGACUAGAAGAGUCUCUCCAGGUUUCCUGAGCAUGGUGUGCACACAGACUAUUAAAAAAAUAUUCCUCUGAGCAGUGAUGGUUCAGCAGAUUAUGGAUGGGUAUAUUAAGGGUUAGCAGUAAGACAGGCCGAGUGCAGAUCUCAAUAAUGUUUGAAAAUAAAUGCAGACCCCCACAGAAGAUUGAACUUAUCCAAAAAUGUAACAAUUUCCUUGUACGGUCAGCAACAAACUCCAAGAAAAUCUAGGUCAAGAAGUUUUGAAGCUCCUCAUUUUAUUCACUUAACCCUCUGGGAUUGAAGUUUGUGCGGCACCGAAACAGACUGUAACACUUAAAAACUGUAACAUGGAUUUAAAUAAUUGAGACAGCUUAAAACUCACACUACCUUCAGCUGAAGUCUUGGCAUGAAUUUUUACACAGAACAGGAACAGAGAAUUUUACUCCCAUCUUUCAUUAAAAAUGCACUCAGUUCAUCCAGACAGGAAAUGGCAGUUUCUAAUUUUGAACUUUAAAAUAUCAAGGUUUUGAGACAAGGAAGACACUUCAAAGUAAAACCAAUAGAAAAUGCUUAAAGUGAGUGUUCAUCUUAAUAAUCGUCACUGUUGCAAAACAGAAAUGUUUCUUAACAUUAAGUUGUUUGAGCCUUUCCCUCAUUGUCACAAAUCAAAUGAUGGGCGAUGCUGGAGUGAUGGCUAUGGGCAUAAAGAAGGAAGGAAACCUUUUCUGCUCUGCUUUUGUUU
Messenger RNA from Xyrichtys novacula (pearly razorfish), 15701 nucleotides. The record is from the annotation of a GenBank genome assembly. Lineage: Eukaryota; Metazoa; Chordata; Actinopteri; Labriformes; Labridae.